ACUAGCAUCGUUUGAGCUGACGGUAGUCCUAAACGAAAUAGAAGCAAAUCUCCUUGUUUUACUUACGACUACAGCUUCAUUAUAACAUAACUAGUCAACUUUUUUUGGACUUCACAAAAGUCAGUCUUCCACUACACGUCAGAAUGGCUAGAGAACCAGUUAUUUUGAAUGUUUAUGAUAUGUAUUGGAUAAAUGAAUAUGUAUCUCCACUGGGCCUUGGGGUGUUCCAUUCAGGAAUUGAAAUUUAUGGUGUUGAAUAUGCCUAUGGAGGACACCCAUUUCCUUUCUCAGGGAUUUUUGAAAUUGCUCCUAGAGAUGCUGAUGACCUAGGAGAGCAUUUUAGAUUUAAGCAGUCCAUUCUUAUUGGUUAUACAGACUUCACAGAAAGUGACAUUCGUCACAUUGUUGAAGAAAUGGGGAAGGAUUUUAGAGGAGAUCGCUACCAUCUCAUGAACAAAAAUUGUAAUCAUUUUACAGGUACUCUUGCUCAAGUUUUGUGUGGGCAAGAUAUUCCACGGUGGGUUAAUAGAUUGGCAUACUUCAGUUCUUGUGUCCCAUUUCUCCAGCGAUGUUUACCUCGUCAGUGGCUGACACCAAUAGCACUUGAAGCCUCCAUACAUGAAAGCAUGGAAACAACCUCUUCGGACCCUUCCAGACAUGGCCAUCUCUGAUGAUAGUAGAGUUAUUAUGAUAGUUUCAGUGGCCAAAGUAAAAACUCCAUGUGUGCCUAGUCCUUCUUUCUUGAUAAUUAACACUAAAGCUUUAUAGAGGACACGUGAUGAUGUGCUGUACGGUUGUGGUGCCACCAAAAGAACAUAUCCCACACCUUUGACAUUUCAAACAUGUGCACAGUACAAGUUAGUGGAGAAAUCCAUCUUUCCAACACUUACCAUCACAAGGUUUUUUCCUUGACCUCUUUUUUGUGUGAUUUUUUCAGAAAGGAGAUUUUUUCUGGCAGCUGUAAUCUCAUAUUUAAAGAUGAUCUAUAACAAAUAUGAGGACUGAAUUACAAUUUUACAGUUGGACUCUGUCAAAUAAUUUUUUGAAAUGUAUUGUGAUGUGGUAGUAUGUUUAAAGUAGUUGUACUUUUCCACUAGAUUUUAAAAUGAAUGUUAUUUAGA
Molecule: messenger RNA, 1121 nt
Organism: Limulus polyphemus (Atlantic horseshoe crab)
Lineage: Eukaryota; Metazoa; Arthropoda; Merostomata; Xiphosura; Limulidae
Product: desumoylating isopeptidase 2-like
Exons: 6
Coding region: 144-671 (175 amino acids)
Biological process (GO): protein deubiquitination
Molecular function (GO): deubiquitinase activity
Source: RefSeq, a predicted model, not a curated record